AUGAACUCAACAGUCGAACAUUGGCAACACCAGUAUGGCGUCGCGGGGUUGUCAAGGCUUCGCACCUGGACCUUUGCGCAAGUUGCCGCCUUCGUCGCAUCCAUCCUCAUAGUGCGCUUCCUCGUGAAGCUCAUCAACCAUCGCCGCAUGUUCCAGCGCCUUCAACGACAAGGCCUGCCAAUGCCUCCUCAUAACUUCUUACUCGGUCACCUAGGGCUUGCGGCUAAGAUUGCGAAAACCCUUCCGAGCGAUUUUCACGGGCACUAUUUGGCGGGCGAAAUCAGGCGAGUGUAUCCUGACCUCCCAGCUGUCUUCUACCUGGACCUGUGGCCGACCGGUCCACCAUUGAUGGUGAUAACGACAAGUCACGAUCAGGCUCGAGUGACGGCGCAUGAGCCGCAACUUCCUAAACACGAGGGCGUGUUGGGAUUCCUGAAGCCUCUCAUCGGAAGCCAUGGUCUCGUCACGAUGGAAGGAGAUGAGUGGCGGUACUGGCGGGGCGUUUUCAAUCCUGGAUUCAACGCGGCGCAUCUUGUGACGCUGGUACCGGGUCUCGUUGAAAAUACACUGGUGUUGCAUGAUAUCCUGCGAGAGAGAGCAGCGGCCGGCGAGAUCUUCUCGUUGUUUGAGACUAUGUCGCGGUUGACUAUGGACAUGAGUUGUCUCGCAACAUUAGGUUCUCGUUUGAACGCCCAGAGGCAGGGCUGUGAUCUUGUGUCAGCAUUUCGCAGUCAAGCCGACUGGAUCCCAUCCCCCAAUGAGACAAAUCUCUUCAGAAAGUUCAACCCGACAAGGCACUUGGUCUAUCGCUACAAUCGAUGGAGGAUGGAUAGGUAUGUCUCGAGCGAGUUGGAGACGCACUUCGCUGCAAUGCGAUCUCAGGCUCAGCUUGGGGAUUCCGGACCCGAGAACACAACGGCAGUCCCAAGAAGAAGCAAGGCUGUUGUCGACCUGGCGCUUGAAACAUAUCUACUCUCGGAGAAGAACAAUGGAAAUUCUGGUCAUAAGAUGACUAUGGAUCCCACAUUCAAGCAAUACGCCGUCUCACAGAUGAAGCUCUUUCUCUUCGCUGGCUAUGACACGACAGCCGCUGCGGUGGUCUAUUCUAUCCAUCUCCUUUCGCUUCACCCAGCUGCCCUAUCAAGAGCGCGCCAAGAGCACAACGAUAUCUUCGGAGCCGACAGCACCGUCAAGGAGACUGGAAAUAGCAUCGCCAAAGCCCCCCAGCUCCUCAAUCGACUGGCAUAUACAUCAGCCGUUAUCAAGGAGGCUCUCCGGCUGUACCCACCCGUGUCCAGUACGCGUGCGUCUGGACCAGGCUUCACGGUAUCGGAAACUGACAAGACGAAUCUUGAAGGCUUCAUGCUUUGGGGUGUGCAUCACGCUAUCCAUCGAGCACCAGAGCACUGGGUGAGGCCGGAUGAGUUUGUCCCGGAACGCUGGCUGGCCUCUCCCGGUGACGAGCUGUACCCCGCGGACAAGGAGGCGUGGCGGCCGUUUGAGCGAGGGCCGCGAAACUGCAUUGGCCAAGAAUUAGCCUUGCUGGAGGUGAAGGUAAUCUUAGCUAUGGUGCUGCGGGACUUUGACUUUGCGGACGCUUACGUCGAGUUCAACAAGACGAUGGGCCGGACGGGUCCCACAGAAGUAGCAGGGGAUCGUGCCUAUCAGAUCAUCCAUGGAAGCACUAAGCCCAACAACGGGUAUCCUUGCAGGAUCAAGCAAGCCACGAGUGUGUCUUAG
Molecule: messenger RNA, 1740 nt
Organism: Colletotrichum abscissum
Lineage: Eukaryota; Fungi; Ascomycota; Sordariomycetes; Glomerellales; Glomerellaceae
Product: AflN/verA/monooxygenase
Exons: 2
Coding region: 1-1740 (579 amino acids)
Molecular function (GO): heme binding; monooxygenase activity; iron ion binding
Source: RefSeq, a predicted model, not a curated record